Messenger RNA from Solanum lycopersicum (tomato), 846 nucleotides. The record is from RefSeq and is a predicted model, not a curated record. Lineage: Eukaryota; Viridiplantae; Streptophyta; Magnoliopsida; Solanales; Solanaceae.
AUGUGUGACAUCCUGCCACAUUUCCAGCCCAAUUCACAGAGUGAGUCUACUGGGCGCACACCAUUUGAGUUGGCAACAGGUCAGCAACCCCAAUCUCCCCAUUCAAUGCCAACUACGUUUGAGGGGAGGAGCUUGGGCGCUUACCAUCUUGCCAAGGGGUGGGAGGAACAACUUGACACUGCCAAAUCUUAUUUGGAUAAGGCAGCAAAGAGAAUGAAAAAGUUUGCCGACCGCAAGCGUCGUCCCACGGAUUACAAAGAAGGCGACAUGGUUUUGGUAAAGUUCAAUCCAAGGCAGUUUAAGGCACUAAGAGGCGUCCAUCAUAAUUUAGUGCGUAAAUAUGAGGGUCCGUUCAAGAUUGUUGCCAAGAUGGGAGCAAAAGCUCCUGUCAUGAUGAAUCCUGCGAUAUAUUGGUGGUGGCUGUAUCAUGAAGAUAAGGACGAUCCCAGCCGGAACAAAUCGAAAAAGGCCCCUAUCACUAUCACUGCCUCGCAUGAUCGAGAGAUUGAAACCAUCAUAGAUUACCAAGCCAAACAGAAACGAGGACAACAAGCCAGCGCUAUGUUCCUCGUACAUUGGAAGGGACAGACUCCGGAAGAAGCCACAUGGGAGAAGUACGAAGACUUGUGGCAAUUCAAGGACAAAGUUCGGGAGUUUUUGCAGCGAUGCGUCGCAGUCGUCGCAUCAUUAAGUGGGGGAGAUUGUGACAUACUGCCACAUUUCCAGCCCAAUUCGCAGCAUCCUGAUGGGGCAGGCCCAAGUUUGCAGCAUUCUGAUGGGGCAGGCAGCAGUCCAGGCGGCCCAAGGGACUUGGAGAGGCUUGCAGCAGACUCUAGAACGCCCUAG